AUGGUCCGGGGCUACCGCCUGGAGACGACAUGUGCGAUGCAAGAGUUGCGCCCGAUGUCGCCCGACCUGCACCAGAUCCUCGCGGAAGUCCGGGACAAUUCCUCGCCGAUCGCCAGCCAGCGGCCGGCAACCUUAUCCGGCCCGUGUAGGUUGCUGUGUUCGUGCAUUGGGAUCGCGGUCAUUGCACCCGUGACACCGUGUGUUUUGGAGCAAGACCAGACGUUGGGAGGCUCUGUGCCCAGCCGUGUCCGAGCCGCGCCGGACGCGGGAGAGGAGGUCGAUAGCGCCGCCUUGGGAGCCUCCGUUCCUGUUGCUUCCGUUCCACCUCAACUUACACGCUUCACACGUUUCGUUUGUGAGCCUCGUGACGAAUUUGCCCGUAGGAUUCGUGAGAUGAUUGACUCUGGCCAGUUUUCUGGCAUUGGACGACCAGAUCUCCGCAUGGAAGGCCCUACUGCUUGGGGAGUGUGGCUGCGCAUUUUUCCCGCCGCCCCUCCACGUGAUGCUAACAAUGGUCGUGGUGCUCGUGCUCGUUGUGGGGUUUUGUAUCAUGUGUCCCAAAUGACUGUGUUCUUCCAUGGUGACGAACAGGUCAUACGUGAGUCAUUGCUCCCUCUCUUUGAAUCAUGGACUUACACUUCUAUUGAUGUCAUGCCACAGCGUAUCCCCGAAGCUCCUGCGUUGCCCGCUCCGCCCCCUCUUGAGGUUUCGCAGUGCACACCUGGAAGCAAUUCGGGGGAACUUCCAAACUCUCUGGCGUCUGGGGUGUCUGUCGUGACGGGCCAUCGCACAAACUGUAACGUUGUUCCGGAGUGUGAUGGUCAAAUAGAAAGUGGAUGCAUUGCGUCAUUGCAAAACUUGCCACGCCUGGUUGAGGAAUUGAUUCAAGGUCAGGCCCAAUUGCAGCACACGCUCUCCACACUGUCCAGUCGCUUGGAUCUUUUCUGUUCGGUUCCUCCGGUCUCCUCUGCUUCGAAUCCCGUUGCGCAGGGUGCGCAAGCGCCAGGUGCUCAUCCGCCUCCGGGUCAGCAUGACGUUCGCGUGCCACCGGUUCCUCCGCCUCCUCCUGCGCGCUACCCGCGCCCUGUCUCGCGUGAACAUGCCGACACCAACCACGCCGAGCUCGCGCCGGAUGCUUCUGUGCUGCCCACUGCUUCAGCCCGCGUUGUUCUUGCACACAAGGGCCCCCGCGCCAUUGCGGCACGUCGGUGCCCACGGCUCCACCAACCCAAGCGUGCCGCCGUCAUGAUUGCGACUCUGAAGUUGGACCCAAUUGUACUUCAGGCUACUGUGCGUUCCACUGUUAUAGCCGAAGCUGCGCAUGCAGGACACGGCUGCACUCUGUCCCUGCGCAACCUCCUGAUCGUAACGCACCGCCGCGUCGACGCGUGUGUAGCCAUGACAACUGUUGGGUGUUGGUCCAGUCGAACUGCCGAACAGGAUUUUGUCCGCAGCACUGUGCUCGGUAUGCUAGCACAAGUUGCCCUUGUCGCGAUGCCCCUCUCACACGUCGUUGCCGGCGUCAUGGCUGUGCCGGGCUUGUUGCGGACGCUUGUCGGACCGGCUACUGUGAAGCACACUGUGUCAGUCCUAGGUGCUGCGGUCAGUCGAACAGUCGUUCUGGGCACCCGUGGACCUCCUCCGAAGAUGUGUCGGGAAACGGGGGCGGCCCUCGUCGUAUUCGUCAACACCGCGGGGGCCGCACUAUCUGAGUUUGGCGCUUUUGAAUUGCAACCGACUGUGGUUGCCGAGCGGAUCGGAGCACGCUGCUUUCCAUGGUUUGACCGGCUUGAAACGCGUGCCCCUGCCGGAGCAGCUUUACCAGUUGAUCAGCCAUACGUGUAUGAUGGGCCUCAAGGUGUUCAUGGCUGUGAGGCUGGUUUCCUUGUCAAUGGGGCGUCAUCCUCGGCGCCAGUUUCGCUCCACGCUGCCUCAUCACGUUUGAGAUGGAGAUGCUUCGCCCCGCAAUCCAAUACGACUCAUCCCAUUUUGGUUUGUAGUUUUUACGCGCCUCACGUUGGCAUGCCUGUGGCUGUGCGUGUGAACUUUUGGCACGAACUUCGCGCGUCAAUUCAGGAAGUCCUUCGCCUCCACCCGCGUUGCCAAUUAUUGCUAGCUGGCGAUUCCAAUGUGUAUAUGGGAGAAGUUAUGGGGUCGGCGCGUGAGCGCUCCUGCGAGCGGCAGCUCCGUGAGCUAAUCCGUGGCAUUUGUGCAGACUUUCAGCUCGUUAUCGCGAAUCCCUUCGGGGUCCCAACCCAUCGCUCUGGCUCAAGCAUCGACUUGGUUUUGGCGUCGCAAACGUUGGACGUUUGUGAUGUUGUUGUGCACGAUGGUUCUUCAUGCGGGUGCCCUGAAAGCUCAUGCUGUCCCGUCCUCGGCAGCGACCAUAAGGUCCUCACCUUCCAAGUGAAGGUGUCCGCGCCUCCUGUUGAGGAUGCUUCUCCAAGUUGGCCAUCGGUGCGUGACUGGGGUCCAAGCAUUUGCAGCUUGCGCCCGCGUUUGUUGGCCUGGUCUGAGAAGCUCCUCCGCCUACGUCGAGAAAACCCAUGCUGUACUGUUGCUGAUCGUCGUGUGAUGUUGGACAUCCUUUACGGUGAAUUCGUUUCCAUGUUAUGGCAUUCGUGUGCUCCCACCUUGCGUCCUAAACGAGUGGGGGGCCGUCCUCAACCGGAUUGGUGGGACGGAGAAUGUUAUGAUGCCAUGGUUGGUAAAAAUGCUGCGUGGCGUCGUUGGUGUCGCGAACGCACCCCUGCUGCCCAGCAGGCCUUGCGCGCGAAAAGGCUCCACUUUCACCAUUUGGUUCGCAAAAAGAAAGCAAUCUUUUGGCACACGUGGCUUCAAUCCCAGGAGCACGCCGCGCAAUCGAAUCCGUGCAUUGCUGCCAGGAACAUUCGGCGACAACUUGGAACCUCCAGGCACUCUGUCCCGCGCUGCAUGCGUUCUGCGUCGUCCGAGUGCAAUUACGUUGAGGGUGAAGCUUGCUUGGAGGCCUGGCGUUGUCACUUUCGCGAUGUCCCGGCUUCCGCCGUGCCAGGCCCUCGCGAGAGCGGGGUUGAUGCCCAAGAUCUGGCACCUCGUCUCCGUCGGUUGCGUGAACAGAUGGCUUGUACGACCGGCCGGUUGGAUUAUCCGUUCUCUGAACCCGAACUUGUGCAAGUUCUUCAAGAACUGCCCUUGAAGAAAGCGCCGGGUCCCGACGGCUUGACAUAUGAGGCCUUUAAGGUUGAUGACGGCAUUCUUCGUUCGGCGUUAUUGUCUUUCUUUGAGCUCGUUCGGUUCUGGGCUGUUGUCCCCUCGGUGUGGCGGACUGCUAUUGUCAAGCCCUUGCAUAAAACCGGUUCGGCCGAGGAAUUCACAAAUUAUCGACCCAUAAGUUUGUUGUGUUGCGCAUUAAAGAUUUUCGAGAGAUUGUUGUUAAAGCGCCUGUUGCCACAUGUCAGCCCGCAAAUUGAUGAAAGUCAGGCAGGCUUCCGGUGGGGUGCUGAAGAACACGUUUACACUCUUGCUGAAUGUCUACGCCUCAGGGCCCGCAAGCGCACGUUCUGCGCCUUCGUCGAUGUGCGUAAAGCGUUUGAUGUCGCUUGGAGGGAUGCGGUCAAGGUUAGGUUAGCUGAUUUGGGUGUCACAGGCUCCACUUGGAAAGUGUUGGACGAUCUUUUGACUGACACGUCCGCGCGUGUUGCGGUGAAUGGAUCCAUGUCUCAGCCCUGGUCGGAAACCGCUGGCGUCCGUCAAGGCAGUGUUUUGGGCCCACUCCUUUUCAACAUCUUGUUUGACAGCAUUUCCGCAGCUGUCCGUGCCGCGUGCCCUGGUGUUGCCCUCGGCGGCAGCGGCUCGCUCAGGCUCACGCUGCUGCUUUACGCUGAUGACUUGGUUGUGUUGGCUGAGAACCCUCGAGAUUUGCAGCGGGCCCUGGAUGCCAUUGAAGCUUGGGGAUCCAGUUGGAGAUUCUCUUUUGGCAUAGGGCUUGAGAAAACUGCUGUUCUUGUUGUGGGUUGUAGGGCGCCCAAUUUUCACUUCCGCCUGCAAGGCGCUGACGUGCCAGUGGUUUCAGAGUACUGUUACCUUGGUGUUUUGUUUCAAUCGUCGAGGGCAUGGUCAAAGCAUGGCCGUCGGCUUUAUGAAAAGAGUAACCGCAAAUUUCAUCAAUUCCUCGCCUGGGCCGAGAAUCGUCAGUUGCCCACCGGGUUUCGCCGCAGUUUGUUUCAAUCAUACGUUCUCCCGUCGAUGCUCUACGGCUCCCAAUUUCUGAGUGCUGCUUCCAUUUCAUUUUUGGAUACCAAGCUGCGGCAAUGGGGUCGUCGUCUGUUGCAGUGGCCUGCCGGGGCUCCAGGUGCAGCUGUGCUGGGCGAAUUGGGCUGGGUUUCUUUUGCCUUUGAGGUUUUCAGGGCUCAGUUCGGUUUGUUUGGGCGCCUGUCCUCUGUGCAUCCUGAUGGUGCUCAUCGAGGUCUGGCUGCUCGUGUAUUUCGCUAUGCCCUAGGGCGGCAGGGUUCUUGGGCCCAGCAGGUGUCCACUAGUUUGUGCGAGAACGGUAUUGAUAUGCCACACUUGUGGGGGGUGUCGCCGGGCUGCAGCCCGCGCGCUCUUGCUGUGUGGCAACGUCGCUGCAUGCGCCCCGCCUUGCAUAGGAAUGCAGUGGCUGCCUGCCGUAAUGAAGUUGCGGCUAUGCCUUCGCUCCGCUUGUUUGCCCAGUGCCACAGCCACAUGACCUUUUGCUCAUAUGUCCACAACUCUCGCUUGCAAUCAUCACACGUUGUGGACACCAUCCAUUUAUGGAUGGGCGAACAGCUCGUCAUCGGUCUCAGAAUUUGCCGUGCCUAUGCGGCGAUGACGACUGGAGCUUUCUUCACGCAACGCGCGUUUGCCCGAUUUUCGCAUCCUGGAGGGAUGUGUGGCUAUGUGUGGCUGCGGCGCUGUGAAGCGGCAGGUGUGCAUGGAGUUGAGCAGUUUGCUGACGCUGCCUUCUUGCAGCUGCUCUUUACGCCGCAUGACCGGCGCAACUCCAUUAGUCUCAUGUCUGCCCACUUGAGCUUUGUGGCAGCCGUGUGUCAAGCCCAGCGUUCCCUGCUGGACGGUCUGAGCGUGUAA
Molecule: messenger RNA, 5088 nt
Organism: Symbiodinium natans
Lineage: Eukaryota; Dinophyceae; Suessiales; Symbiodiniaceae
Source: the annotation of a GenBank genome assembly